This is a messenger RNA of Acanthamoeba castellanii str. Neff, 630 nucleotides long. RefSeq names its product SAC domain containing protein 9, putative. Gene Ontology annotation, molecular function: phosphatase activity. Bases 1 to 630 code for a protein of 209 amino acids. The transcript is spliced from 6 exons. The record is from RefSeq and is a predicted model, not a curated record. NCBI's taxonomy places the organism in Eukaryota, Discosea, Longamoebia, Acanthamoebidae.
AUGCGGAAGGACACUACGAUCUUGGCCGUGCAUCCAGAGACAGGCGCCCUCCAGUUUGCUGCAGUGAAGGGCAAGGACAUCUUUCUCAACGAGAGCGAGGCAGUGGCCUACCUGAAGGCCAACUACCAGCUGAAGAACGCCACGGACAUGACGCUGCCCGGAGGCCAUGGCGUGUUCACAAUCAUGGAAGCCAAAUGGAUGAAGAUGGAUCUCAACUACCUGGGCUCACCCAACAAGGUUGAAGCCAGGAACAUGGAGGUCAUGCAGGACUUCCCACUCGAGGGCCUCCACUUCUAUUGCGACACUUUCGACAUCACCAGACCCUAUCCCUCGCCCUAUCCCGUCGACCAGGAGGGACUUCGCAUGUGGUGUGUGGUCAUGCUCCAGGGCGUGGCGUUGACCAAGACGAUCCCUGUGGCAUCUCACAAACCAGCCUUGCACCUUGGAGUGCUCACGCGAAAGAGUACCAUCAACGCCGGCACUCGGUACUACGCCCGUGGGCUCAACAAAGCCGGCGGGCCCGGUAACGAAUCGGAAUGCGAGUUGCUGAUGUGGACCACCACAGCCCACUCGGACCUGGUAUGUACUCUGUUCCCCCUCGGCUACUGCACCGUUGUCCCCGACCAGUAG